Messenger RNA from Ricinus communis (castor bean), 1524 nucleotides. RefSeq lists its product as uncharacterized. The record is from RefSeq and is a predicted model, not a curated record. The transcript is spliced from 5 exons. The coding region runs from base 1 to 1524 and encodes 507 amino acids. Lineage: Eukaryota; Viridiplantae; Streptophyta; Magnoliopsida; Malpighiales; Euphorbiaceae.
AUGGCACAACUUGAGAAUUUGAUGGCUAACAACACUAUAAAAUUUUUGACUGAGGGUUUGCAAUCAUGUAUUACAGUUAACGGAAGCAAUUUGCAGUUGUUCUUGAAUGAGUAUUUGAAAAAGCAUGACUUGAUUCACUAUGAAGUCUUCACUGCUAUACAAAAGUCACUAAAUCCAAGAAAGUUGGAUAAGCCAGCUAGGAAGGAGCCAAAGCCUGAGACGAUGGAAGAAGAGAAGUAUGCCAAGUUCUUAAAGGAAAUCUUGAGUAACAAAAGGAAGCUGGAGGAUUUGGGACUAGUGACUCUAAACGAGGAGUGUUCAGCUAUUCUUCAGAACAAGCUGCCACUCAAAAGGAGAGAUCCAGGGAGUUUUACUGUUCCUUGCAUAAUUGGCGAUUUAUCUAUUAGUGGUGCAUUAGCUGAUUUAGGAGCUAGUAUAAAUUUAAUGCCCACUAGUCUAUUUGAUAAGUUAGGUUUGAGCGAACCUAAGCCCACUAGGAUGAGCAUUCAGUUAGCUGAUAGGACUGUUAAGAUUCCUAGGGGUAUUAUUGAAGAUGUGCUUGUUAAGGUAGAUAAGUUUAUUUUUCCUAUAGAUUUUGUAGUUAUAGACAUGGAAGGUGAGAGUACUGUGCCUUUGAUCCUAAGUAGACCCUUUCUUGCAACAUCUAGGGCUAUAAUAGAUGUUUGUGGUGGAAAACUUCAACUUAGGGUAGAUGAUGAGACCAUUACCUUCAACCUAGCUACUAUUAUGAGACACUUUUUAGACCAUGAUGAUGCUGUGUUUUCUAUUAAUAUUCUAGAUGAUUUUAUUGAGUCUCUUUUACAAGAAAUAUUGCUUGAUGAUCCUUUGCAGGUCAGAAGUGCAAAAAAAGUAAAGUCUUCUUUCGAGGACCCCCUGGUCUUAGAAUUGAAGGAGUUAGAUAAGCACUUGAGCUAUAGAUUCAUGGAUGAGGAAGAAAAAUUGCCAGUGAUUAUUGCAGCAUAUUUGACACUUGAGGAGCGAGCAAAAACUCUAGAUGCACUCAAACGGUAUAAGAAGGCCUUUGCCUACAAGAUUGUUGAUAUUCCCGGGAUCAACCCUAGUCUCUGUUCUCAUAAGAUUCUUAAAGAGGAUAGCUAUAAACCAAUAGUUCAGCCACAGAGGCGGCUUAACCCGAACAUGAAGGAAGUAGUGAAAAAGGAGGUUGUGCUGAAGAAAGGAGGCAUGACAGUAAUUCGCAAUGAGCAGGAUGAGCUGAUACCUACACGGACAGUUACGGGAUUCCGAGUUUGCAUCAAUUACAGAAGGCUUAAUAAUGCAACUCAGAAGGAUCACUUCCCUCUUCCUUUCAUUGAUCAGAUGUUAGAAAGAUUGGUAGGACAUAUGUUUUACUGUUUCCUUGAUAGUUUUCAGGGUAUUUCCAUAUCCCAAUUGCACCUGAAGACCAAGAGAAGACGACUUUCACCUACCCCUACGAGAUAUUUGCUUAUAGACGGAUGCCCUUUGGUCUAUUCAAUGCGCCGGCUACGUUUUAGCGGUGUAUGA